CUCUCUCUCUCUCUCUCUCUCUCUCUCUCUCUCUCUCGUUUUUCUAAAGUUAAAUAUACAAGCCUGUGAGCUUUCACAGACGGUGAGUGAAUGCGCGGUCAGGGAGGUUCGCAGUUGCUUGCGUCGAGAGCGAGCGGGAACAGAACUGAACGGAGCAACGCUGUUUGUGUCUCAUAACCGGGGCUCUUCCACUUCUGUUCGAUCCAAGUGUUUCUUAACUUCGUUUUCGACUGUUUCAAGAUGACAGAAGAAAAUAAUGUUGGGCAUAUAAAGCUGGUGACUGACCAGCUUCCGUGGGAUUUGAUGUCGCCUCUAGAUUGGUUCUGCUGAAGAUGGAAACACUGGAGUCUGAGCUCACCUGCCCAAUCUGCCUGGAGUUGUUUGAAGAUCCCCUGCUCUUACCCUGCGCCCACAGCCUGUGUUUCAACUGCGCCCACCGCAUCCUAGUCUCCCACUGCUCGUCCAACAAACCUCUAGAGUCCAUCUCCGCCUUCCAGUGCCCCACCUGCCGUUACGUCAUCACGCUGAACCACCGCGGCCUGGAGGGCCUGAAGCGCAAUGUGACCCUGCAGAACAUCAUCCACCGUUUCCAGAAGGCCUCUGUCAGCGGCCCUAACUCCCCAGUGAGAGCCCCCUCCUCUCAUCAGCACACCGCCACCAUGUCUCUGGAGCACCGUAUCAGCUGCCAGUUCUGUGAGCAGGACCCGCCGCGCGAGGCAGUCAAGACGUGCGUGACCUGUGAGGUGUCGUACUGUGACAGGUGUCUACGUGCCACGCACCCAAAUAAGAAGCCGUUUACCAGUCACCGGUUGGUGGAGCCGGUGCAUGACGCCCACAUGAGAGGCCUCACCUGUCUGGAGCAUGAGAAUGAGAAGGUUAAUAUGUACUGCAUCGUGGAUGACCAGCUGAUAUGUGCCCUGUGUAAGCUGGUGGGACGACACAGAGAACAUCAAGUCUCCUCUCUUAGCGAACGCUUCGACAAACUCAAGCAAACCCUGGAGAACAACCUCACCAACCUGGUGAAGAGAAACAGUGAGCUGGAGAACCAGAUGGCCAAACUCAUCCAGAUCUGUCAGCAGGUUGAGGUGAACACAGCGAUGCACGAGGCCAAGCUAGUGGAGGAGUGUGAUGAGCUUGUAGAGAUCAUACGCCAGAGGAAACAGAUCAUCGCUGUCAAGAUCAAGGAGUCCAAGGUGAUGAAGCUGCGUAAACUGGCCCAGCAGAUGGCUAACUGCAGACAGUGUCUGGAGCGCUCCAGAGCCCUCAUCACUCAGGCAGAACACAGCCUGAAGGAGAACGACCACGCUCGCUUCCUACAGACCGCCAGGAACGUGGCUGAGAGGGUUGCCAUGGCCACGGCCUCCUCCCAGGUGCUGAUACCAGAUGUGAACCUGAACGAAGCCUUUGAUAACUUUGCCCUGGACUUUUCCAGAGAGAAGAAGAUCCUAGAGGGACUGGACUACCUGACAGCUCCCAGUCCUCCCUCCAUACGUGAUGAGCUGUGUACUGCCUCCCACGACACCAUCACAGUUCACUGGACGUCUGAGGAUGAAUUCAGUGUCACCUCCUACGAACUGCAGUACACCAUCUACACCGGCCAGACCAACUUCAUCAGUCUGUAUAACAGUGUGGACAGUUGGAUGAUUGUCCCCAACAUCAAGCAGAACCACUACACGGUGCACGGCCUGCAGAGUGGAACACGUUAUGUCUUCUUUGUCAAGGCAAUCAACCAGGCAGGCAGCCGCAACAGCGACCCAGCCCGCCUCAAAACCAACAGUCAGCCUUUUAAGCUUGACCCGAAGACGGCCCACAAGAAGCUGCGUCUGUCCAACGACUGCCUGACCAUGGAGAAAGAUGAGAGCUCCCUGAAGAAGAGCCACACUCCAGAACGUUUCAGCAGCACGGGUUCGUACGGAGCAGCGGGAUCCGUCUUCAUGGACAGCGGCUGUCACUACUGGGAGGUGUUGCUGGGCGCCUCCACCUGGUACGCUGUGGGCGUGGCUUACAAGUCAGCCCCUAAGAACGAGUGGAGUGGAAAGAACUCGUCCUCCUGGGUGUUUUCCCGCUGUAACAACAACUUCAUGGUGCGUCACAAUGGCAAGGAGAUGCUGGUGGAGGCCAGCCACCAGCUCAGACGUCUGGGAGUCCUUCUGGACUACGACAACAACUCCCUGUCCUUCUACGACGCCAUGAACUCCCAACACCUGCACACCUUCGAGGUCAGCUUCCUGCUCCCCGUGGCGCCCACCUUCAUGAUCUGGAACAAGUCGGUGAUGAUCCUGUCGGGGCUUCCUGUGCCGGACUUUGUGGACUGCCCUGAGGAACACCAGGAGGGGAUGACGACACUGUGUCGACAGCAGGAGUCACCCUACGUGUCGGGUAUGAAGGGCUGUCACUGAGACCGGGACUGGGGCUGCGACUCGGCCUGUUGUCACAGAGACGGCUGAGAUUGGGGUCGUUGUCACGGAGACCGAUGAGGGCUUGGACUGGACUCACUGGACUGGGCUGGGUUUGUGGGCCAAUGGGGUAGAAUCUUCCUCAUCCUCUGCUUCCUCCUUCCUCAUUUUCCCCAGCUCUCCUUUCUCGUCGUGGAUGGUUUCAGUCCUACUACUUGUCUCAGUGUGAGGAUGCGUUUUAUUGUUUAUGAUAUUUACAAACCAUCACAGAAGCUUGACCUGCAUUAUGUGACUACUAGUCUUGUAUUAUACGAAACUUUAUUAAUCAUGAUUGAUUAGAGAAUGUUAAUUAUUCAUGAAUAAUAAGUUGCUUUUUAGAGUUACAUUUAUUUCCCUAGUGUGUAAAAAAAAAAAGACAAAAUGAAUUUGGGCAGCAUUGUUCUU
This is a messenger RNA of Oncorhynchus tshawytscha (Chinook salmon), 2840 nucleotides long. RefSeq names its product probable E3 ubiquitin-protein ligase MID2. The coding region runs from base 333 to 2399 and encodes 688 amino acids. NCBI's taxonomy places the organism in Eukaryota, Metazoa, Chordata, Actinopteri, Salmoniformes, Salmonidae. The transcript has 11 exons. The record is from RefSeq and is a predicted model, not a curated record. Gene Ontology annotation, molecular function: zinc ion binding; protein binding.